AAUUGUCCUUUUUCUUUUUUUAAUCAUGUGAGUGUGCAUCUAGAUAUUUUAUUUUUAGAAUGUCCACUGAUGUUUGGAGGUUUUGGUUUCAGAAACUUAGUGUUUGGUAUCAGCUCCCAAAUGGCCAGUGGGAUACUGGAACGAUAAAAUCUACCUCAGGGGAGGAAUCAUAUAUCUCCCUUGUGAAUGGAAAUGUUAUUAAAGUUUCCACGGAAGAUCUCUUUCCUGCAAAUCCACAAAUUCUUGAGGGGGUGGAUGAUCUUUUACAGUUUAGUUUUUUGAAUGAACCAUCAGUCCUUCACAAUCUUAAGUACAGAUACACCAGGGAUAUGAUUUAUAGUAAAGCAGGUCCAGUUUUGAUUGCCAUCAAUCCCUUCAAACACGCCCAACUUUAUGGAAAUGAUUUUGUUACAGCUUAUAGGCAGAAAACUACAGAUAGCCCUCAUGUUUAUGCUGUAGCAGAUACUGCUUACAAUGAGAUGAUGAGUGAUGGAGUAAACCAAUCAAUAAUCAUAAGUGGGGAAAGUGGAUCUGGUAAAACUGAGACAGCAAAGUUCACAAUGCAGUACUUGGCUGCUCUUGGUGGUGCCGGCGGUGGAAUAGAGCAUGAAGUCCUUAAGACAAAUUGUAUACUUGAAGCAUUUGGGAAUGCUAAAACAUCUAGGAAUGACAACUCUAGCCGAUUUGGGAAAGUGAUUGAAAUUCAUUUUAGUUAUCUGGGCAAGAUAUCUGGUGCUAAAAUCCAAACAUUAACUGACUUGGUUUGUAUGUUAAAUGUUGGCUCACCAAUGAAAUCUCCGGAUAGUCUUGCUGGAAAAGUUCAGCUGUCCACUAGUGAAAGGUCAUUCCAUAUCUUUUAUCAACUUUGUGCAGGUGCUCCGCCAUCUCUUAAAGAGAAAUUGGAUCUUAGAACAGCUAAGGAGUACUACUAUCUUAACCAGAGUGACUGCCUGGUGAUUAACGGAGUUGAUGAUGCUAAUAAAUUUAAUAAGCUUAUGGAAGCCUUGGAUAUCAUUCAGAUUUCCAGAGAACAACAAGAGCAUGCAUUUGCUAUGCUUGCUGCAAUAUUAUGGCUGGGAAACAUAUCCUUUCAAGCGAUCGACAAUGAAAAUCACGUGGAGGCCUUGGCUGGUGAAGCUGUUUCCAAUGCUGCCAAGUUGUUGGGUUGUGGUGUUCAUGAGCUGAUUGUAGCUUUAUCUACCCAUAAAAUCUGGGCUGGCAAAGAUGGUGUUGCUAAAAAAUUGACAUUGCAACAGGCAAUUGACACAAGAGAUGCCCUGGCAAAAUUCAUCUAUGCAAGCCUUUUUGAUUGGCUGCUGGAACAAAUCAACAAGUCACUUGAAGUAGGCAAAUGGUGCACUGGCAGAUCCAUAAGCAUCCUUGAUAUUUUUGGGUUUGAAUCAUUUAAGAAGAAUAGCUUUGAGCAGUUCUGCAUAAAUUAUGCAAAUGAGAGGCUGCAGCAACACUUCAACCGACACCUAUUGAAGCUUGAGCAAGAGGAAUAUGAAGUGGAUGGGGUUGAUUGGACAAAAGUUGAAUUUGAAGACAACCAAGAGUGCUUGGAUCUAUUUGAGAAGAGACCUCUAGGGCUACUAUCUUUAUUAGAUGAGGAAUCAAAUUUUCCCAAGGCAACUGAUUUGACCUUUGCCAAUAAGCUUAAGCAGCACUUGAAUGCCAAUCCUUGCUUCAAAGGUGAUAGAGGCAGGGCAUUUGGUGUCCGACAUUAUGCUGGAGAGGUUCUCUAUGACACAAAUGGUUUUCUGGAAAAGAACCGAGAUCCACUGCACUUUGAGUUGGUUCAACUCCUGUCAUCCUCUCAUUGUCAGUUACCACAAUUGUUUGCCUCCAAAAUGCUUAACCAAUCAUCAAAACCAGCAAGUCCAUUGAAUGUUCCAAAACAAAGUGUUGGCACGAAAUUCAAGGGUCAACUCUUCAAACUAAUGCACCAGUUGGAGAAUACUUCACCCCACUUCAUUCGGUGCAUAAAACCAAAUGCCAGGCAGCUCCCUUGCAAGUAUGAAGAUGAUCUUGUCUUACAACAGCUCAGAUGUUGUGGAGUGCUGGAGGUUGUUAGAAUCUCAAGAUGUGGAUAUCCUAGUCGAAUAACACAUCAAGAAUUUGCAGAAAGGUAUGGAUUCCUACUUUCGGAAACCAAUGUAGCGCAAGAUCCACUAAGCAUAGCAGUUGCUGUUCUGCAACAAUUUAAUAUCCUACCUGAAAUGUAUCAAGUUGGCUAUACCAAGCUAUAUCUUCGAACUGGGCAGAUUGGUGCUUUGGAGGAUAAGAGAAAACAAGUUUUGCAGGGCAUAACUGGGGUCCAGAAAUACUUUCGCGGUCAGCAGGCUCACUGUCAUUUCCAUGAACUCAAAGAAGGAGUAAUAAGGAUGCAAUCAUUUAUCCGUGGUGAAAAUAUCAGAAGGAAGUAUGCUAUUGGGACAAAGAGGCAGAGAGCUACUGCACCUCAAUUACUCGAUGAGCAGCUGAUGGCAGUCACAUAUUUACAAUCUGUGAUCCGUGGGUGGUUGGCUCGGAGGCAUUUCAAUGACAUGCGUAAUUUGAAACAGUUAAAUGUUGAAAGUGUAAAUUCUAAGAGAAAGGCAGGCAGGAGAAUUUCAGAAGUGCUGGAUCUACCACAGGAGCAGAAGAUUCAGGUUUUACCUUCUGUUUGGGCUGAGCUUCAGAGGCGAGUUAUCAAGGCAGAGGGAUCUCUGGGACAAAAGGAAGAGGAAAAUAAUGCAUUACGUCAGCAAUUACAACAGUAUGAGACAAGGUGGUUGGAGUACGAUGUGAAGAUGAAGUCGAUGGAGGGCAUGUGGCAAAAGCAAAUGUCAUCGCUGCAGGUGAGCCUUACUGCUGCCAGAAAGAGCCUCAGUGCUGACCUUACUUCUGGUCAACCAGGAAGAACUGAUGGUUAUGCUUCACCUUAUGAUUCUGAGGGGGCAACAUCCUUGGAAUCUCGAACUCCUGGUGGCAGUACCCCAAUUAAAGUUGCAAGUAAUGUUCCUGAUGCUCUGCCAGAUAGAGAGACCAAUGGCAGUUUGGCUGCAGUAAGCAAUCUGGCAAAGGAAUUUGACCAGCAGAGACAAGCUUUCGAACGUGAUGCCAAACCUUUCACAGAGGGCAAAACUGUGCAGCAAUCUUCUCAUACAAAUUCUAAGGAAGAACUUCGGAGUUUAAAACUCAAGUUCGAGGCUUGGAAGAAAGAUUACAAGACAAGAUUAAGGGAGGCAAAGGCAAGGCUUCAUAAACUCAGGCAUUCAGAAGGUCAUCGGAAAUGGUGGGGGAAGUUAAGAACAAGAGUAUCAUAGUGUCUACAUUAAUCAAAGAUCGUGAUAUUUUUAGGCCAAUGAAGAUUCAAUCACCCAAGGAAUUCAGGGGAAAUAUUGUUGCCCAAAUGUUGUCUGUUCCCGUUCUCUGAUGCUGUGGCAACAAUGAUGGGACGUUCCAGAGUACUAGGACAGUGAGCGGAAAGAUUGUCUCAACCAACAUUUUGGUUGGACUUUGGGACAAUGGGACGAUUGAUCAUGUGCAUAGAAUUUCUUAAGACGUGGAGCUAUGUUUUUCUCCACUGAAUAGUUUAGCUUAGCUUAGCUUAGCCUAGCUUGUUUGUGAAUAUGCUGUUCUCGAUGAACGUAAUCAAGCUUUGUAGUAUUAUCCAUACAAAUUGGAAAGCAAAUGCUCAUAUGCCUUGGCCUAUGUUAGUAAUACAAUUAUCUUUUGAGG
Molecule: messenger RNA, 3723 nt
Organism: Rubroshorea leprosula
Lineage: Eukaryota; Viridiplantae; Streptophyta; Magnoliopsida; Malvales; Dipterocarpaceae
Source: the annotation of a GenBank genome assembly